GAUUGGUGGGGACGCAGGCAGGUGCCAAGGCGGGACGCGCUCUGCUUAUAGGGCUGCGUCUGCCCGUUGCGCCUCGUGGUUCCCUUCGGAGGCGCGGGGUGGGUCUUCCCAGCGUGUAAGCGCAGCCUCUGCCUGCUUUUGUGUGUCUUUUGGCAUUGGUUGUUGUGAAGAGUUACUGCCAUUACUACAGCUCUCGAAGUUUCAGACACGAGUUUCUAAAUGGUGUCCCGGGUGCCGGUAGCAUCCAGGUUCUCCAGCCCAGAUCCGCUCUUUGGUGAAGUUGCCCCUGAGAUCAUCGAGGACACGCUGAUCCACCUGGCCAUGGAGAACGAACAGCACCUCAGCAUGCUGCCGGACCCUGCGGGCUGCUUCAGGGAGGCACGCACUGUGGAAUUUAUAUUCCUUCUGUCCGAAAAAUGGCACCUGGACCAAUCAGCAAGGUAUCAAGCAGUAGAGCUACUUGAAAGGUUUAUGAUCAAGCAAGUAGAACAAAUCUGUACAUCCCCCCGACAGAAUGUUACAGGUGGUGAACAAGGCAGAAGCCAGAACUCUCUGCAGGAACAGAUCCAUGACACAUUUGUCCUACGACUGGUGUCGUGCAUUCAGCUUGCGAGCAAACUUUCCUUACACUAUAACGACAUAACGGCUGCUUACUUCCUGCAAAACCACUGCAUCAGAUGUGUGUACAACUACUAGACUUCUUCUAUCUUAAGAGAGAUACCAUCUAUGACACUUUACUGAACAUUGCCAUUGAGAAUUUGACACCAAGUGAACUGCAGAUGUAAGUGGCUUACAUUAAUUAAAACCUUACAAAAGUAUACUACUAUAAUUCCCAUUAUGCUGGUUCUUUUGGACAUCUGUUUUUAAAUAUCUUAUUUUGGGGGGCUUUCAACAUUGUUGAUGAAGCAUAAUAUACCAGUUCGAAACAACGUGCUUCACCACAUUUGCUUUAGGGGCAAGCUAGGAAAGUGUUUAACUUCAUCUUAAAAAUCCAGCUUUGGUACUGUUAAUUAACGUUAGUAGUAUCAGGCUUUAUUUGGACAGAACAACUAUACAAGCUAAAAUGUCUGUAGGCUGUACAAAGAUUACAGGUGUUCUUGAAGUAGCAUCAUUUUACACCAUUAGAUGCUUUUGCUUGUGCAGAGCAAAGUUCUUAAUAGUAAAGGAAGAUUUAAUGCUCUUGGCAGUUGGAAUCAUCAGCACAAGUGCCUUCAUGCUAAACCCUGAGCACUGGAAGAAGGUACAGUCAUUUCCAAACAAACUAGCUCUACAUGUGGGGAAAAAAGGGAAGGUUAUUUAUGUUUAAGCACAGCCAGAGGUUGGUAGACUACUGGGAGUGAGAUGAAAGUGACAUCCUUCGGUUUAUUAGCAGGCAGUGUGCAUGCUUUUAUAAGAUAGGUCUGGGGGCACAAAGUCAGCAGGAAGGCAUGUGCUGUGUUACCAUCAGCUUAUCCUCCUGCCUCAGCUUUUGCGCAGCUCAAACUCAGUGAGUCAGUUUCAUCGACAACUGGACAAUUUUCUGCCCAUUACUGAAUUACUACCAAUUACUGAAUAAUAAGCAGUGCAUAGCAGAAAGUAGCUUUUUCAUUUUAUUUCUUUAGUAGAGGCAAUUUGUUUAAAAAACAAACAAAAAAGAACAACAACAACAAAAAACCACCCCUUGCUCUGACAUACAGAAAGGUUUUGACUUUAGUCAAAAACACACAUGACUUGGGGUUUGUGGAGCAUUAUUCUUCUUCUUAGAUUUGGGGUAAAGCUAAGAAGUAGCUCUGUAAAUUAAUUUAUUUUAGGCACUGUAAAUAAGUAUCUUUUUUUCCCCUAAGGUUGUGGAGCAUUUAAACUGUAUUACUGGCAUUACUUCACAAAGUAUCUCAGAAUUUUCAUAUGCAGUACUGAAACACAUUAUUGGCAGUACCACUCCAAAACAGCACCACAGGAGGUAGAAGCAAAAUUCCAGAGAAUAGAAUUAUGCCUUUUAAAUAGAGUUAUCCUCUGGAUCUGUUAGUUUGUUAGUAGCAAACAGUUACUCUUUUGAUAGUAUUUCACCUCCUGUGAUACUAUACAGGGCACCCAAAUUGAUUUUCUUUUGAUUUUGAAUACCAUGUGUGUUCUGUAAUAUUUCAUAUGCUAUGUUUAAAUUAGAAAAGCUUGUUCUUCAGGCUAUGCGCUAGUGGCGUGAAGAGAGAUACACAGGAACAAAGCAGCGUUUAGCAGUAUCUUUUUCAGCUCUAAAAGCUUUUUUAAGAGCUGCAUUUAACUUACUGAAUAUGUUUCAUUUGAAAACUGUAAGGAGUCUUGAUUUGAAAAAGCAUUAAUGUGAAUGUUAUUCAGCUUCGUAAUCGGUAUUGCUACAAGUUAUUACAGACUGGGCUGUACUUUCUCGUGCUGCUGGUUUAAAAACUAAUUGUUGUUUCAGACAGCUUGCUGCAGCCAGGCUGCUUGUCACUGUGUUCCCUCUUUGCCAGUGGUCAGAGGCUUGUUUGCUCUUGCUUUUAGCAAGCCAGCUAGCUGAGCAGUGCUGCGGAAAGAAAAACUCACCUAUUUUGAAAGCUGCAUGCAGUUGUCAUGGCAGCAGGUACCUGUUCAGCGUAGCUGCAUAAAUGCUAAGGGAUGCUUAGGCUGUGACUAGUGUGUGCCAGAUGAAAGCACUCUCAGGGUAGAAUGGUGUGUUUUAUUAUUGGUGCACCUCUGUGCAAUAACAGGCUACAGCAAGUAUUACAAAUAGGUGAUAUCAUCGUAGCUAACAGUAUUUUACAGUUUCAAACCCUUGUAAAGUUCAGUGGCAAAAAGAAAUGUCAGUAUGACUUAGAAAAUAUUUUAUUUUAAGCGGUAGUUCGUGACCAAACAGACCUUCCAUGAGUUUUUUCCAUAUCUUUCCCCAUUAGAAUCAUUUCACUUUUCUAACCCCUAUGUUUCGUUAAGCUGUAACAGUAGUAUCAAACUCGCUGUCAUUUUGAAGUUUGACAGUAACUCAUAUACAUAUCUAUAAACACCCAAAAUACCAGUUUAAUGUCUGUUCAGUAGCUGAUUUUUUUUAAAUUCAGUUCAGCUCAAUUAUAUAACUUUGCAUAUUGCUUUUCUACAUACUACUCGUAAUAAUGUUUUUUUAUUUUUUAAAUAAAGUGUCUUGUGGAUUUUUGGUAUUGUAAA
Gallus gallus (chicken) is the source of this 3150-nucleotide messenger RNA. It is a transcript of the gene CNTD1, whose product is annotated as cyclin N-terminal domain containing 1. Gene Ontology annotation, biological process: reciprocal meiotic recombination. The transcript has 4 exons. Gene Ontology annotation, cellular component: site of double-strand break. The record is from RefSeq and is a predicted model, not a curated record. Bases 220 to 696 code for a protein of 158 amino acids. NCBI's taxonomy places the organism in Eukaryota, Metazoa, Chordata, Aves, Galliformes, Phasianidae.